AUGGAAGUCGAAGCCGAAGCUCAACCUAAAGUGCGCCAUCCCAAACCAGAGAAGCAAGACGCUGAUCUCCCCCUCGCAAUCUCUGCGACAGAACCGGAAACAGCUGCACCUUCGUACAGACCAGGAAACACGAUCCAUGAUAGACGAACUAAGAUUCCUCUUCAUGUACAGUUUAUGAUGGCUUCCGGACCUGUGAAUGGCAGAGAGAUGGCCUAUUAUCCAUGGGAGGAUGGGAAUGCUAAUCAACAGAAAAAAGGAGACCAACAGGUGAAAGAAGAUGGAAGACCGAAGCAGAAAUCGAAGGGCAAUGAAGCGAUAGGCGUUGUGGCGCUAUAA
Molecule: messenger RNA, 336 nt
Organism: Necator americanus (New World hookworm)
Lineage: Eukaryota; Metazoa; Nematoda; Chromadorea; Rhabditida; Ancylostomatidae
Exons: 3
Coding region: 1-336 (111 amino acids)
Source: RefSeq, a predicted model, not a curated record